ACGUGAGGAGGCACGUCUGAGUUGAAAGGUUAAACGCAGUUGCGCUCUCGCGAGCUCGUUCUCUGUUUUCACAACAUAACAUAUUUUAAUAUUUUACGAAACGUUGUAAAAUUGUCUAAAAUAUCCAAGUGCUGCAGAGAAUGCUGGCUACAGGAGCAUUCACGAUGUCCACCUCUCCUGUAAAACAGGCUGUAACCACGGCUCUGGCCCAAGUGGAUAGGGAAAAGAUAUACCAGUGGAUCAACGAGCUGUCCAGCCCUGAGACUCGCGAGAAUGCCCUGCUCGAGCUCAGUAAGAAACGGGAGUCCGUGCCAGAUUUGGCUCCAAUGCUAUGGCACUCAUGUGGCACAAUAGCUGCUCUCCUGCAGGAAAUUGUCAACAUCUACCCCUCAAUAAACCCCCCAACCCUUACCGCUCACCAGUCCAACAGAGUUUGCAAUGCAUUAGCACUUCUGCAGUGUGUGGCCUCUCAUCCAGAGACAAGAUCGGCGUUUCUGGCAGCACACAUUCCUCUAUUCCUGUACCCCUUCUUACACACUGUCAGCAAAACACGACCCUUUGAGUACCUCCGACUCACCAGCCUAGGAGUCAUCGGUGCCUUGGUCAAAACAGAUGAGCAGGAAGUGAUCAACUUCCUGUUGACGACAGAAAUCAUUCCCCUGUGCCUUCGCAUAAUGGAGUCUGGCAGUGAGCUUUCCAAAACGGUAGCAACUUUUAUACUACAGAAAAUACUCCUUGAUGACACAGGGCUGGCAUACAUUUGCCAAACGUAUGAACGCUUCUCCCAUGUGGCCAUGAUACUUGGCAAAAUGGUUCUUCAGCUGUCCAAAGAGCCCUCCGCUCGUCUUUUGAAACAUGUUGUCCGCUGUUACCUACGCCUGUCAGACAACUCCAGCCCCCACACCAGAGCCCGAGAGGCCCUCCGUCAGUGUCUACCAGACCAGCUUAAAGACACCACGUUUUCCCAGGUCCUGAAGGAUGACACCACCACCAAACGCUGGCUGGCACAGCUGGUGAAGAACCUACAGGAAGGCCAAGUCACAGACCCCAGGGGCAUCCCUCUGCCCACACAGUAGCUCCCCUCACCUCUCCAGCAGGGUUGCACAAUUAUGGUAACUUUCCCAUGAUUCCCAGGUUUACCAAGACUUUCCUGGAUUCAGUAUGGAAUAAUCAGAAAAUCUGGGAAUUUUCCAAAUGGGAUUUAUGUAAAACCUGGGAAUUUUGACAAAGUUACUAGAAUUUUGCAACCUUACUUACCAUGCAGCUGCACUGAGUGACACCCACCAGCAAGUACCCAGCUUCCAGAAACAGGAAAAAGCAACCAGUUUGAAUGACAGACGGACUCAUAAAGGGCCACUUAUUUUGUGAAGAAAGACUGUAUUGAAUGAAAGCCCUCUACUCAGCCGUUUUCUUACAGUAUCUUUCAUUCAGAUCAAUCUGCCUGCCCUAUCUCCAGAAGUGUAUGGAUGCAUUUUCACUUGGUCUCAAACUAUUAGUUAUAUAAUUUUUCUCAAGGACAUUUUGGAGUCUUCACUUCACUAAGUGUUCUGAAAUUGAAGUAGACGGCACAAUAAAAUGUUACACCUUGA
Molecule: messenger RNA, 1589 nt
Organism: Coregonus clupeaformis (lake whitefish)
Lineage: Eukaryota; Metazoa; Chordata; Actinopteri; Salmoniformes; Salmonidae
Product: CCR4-NOT transcription complex subunit 9
Exons: 8
Coding region: 141-1076 (311 amino acids)
Biological process (GO): negative regulation of translation; mRNA catabolic process
Cellular component (GO): CCR4-NOT core complex; P-body; CCR4-NOT complex
Source: RefSeq, a predicted model, not a curated record